ACGAAGAUGAUAAGGAUGCAGCGCACAAGCCGUUUGAUGAAACAUGUGUAAGUAAUUUUCUAAGUAAAUGUGAUUAAUAUAAUGAAGUUACAAAUAAAAAUAAAGGGAGUUGAUAUUAUUAAUAUUAUGUUACAGGUAUGUGGAUAAGAUUAUACAUUAAGAGCGCUACUCAGUGUGUUGGUAUGUGUGCGUGUCUAAAGUGUAUAUCAAAACAAGCGAAGAUGUAAGUAAGAUUUUAAAGAUAUGUGUCGUAUAUUGAGUGUUUAUUAUAUUAAUGCAUAAGUGUGAUUUUCUUUGUGUUGCAUGAAAGUUAGUGAUAUUGUAUCGACGAGUUUGGGAGCAGUUGUUUGGUAUUCACAGCCGGAAUGAAGCCGCCUACGCGAUAGGCAGUAUAUACACGCGAGAGGUCGAAGGGGUUGCCUAUCUUGUACUCGUCAGGGGCCGGCCCGCUCAGCAAGAUGAGAAGCGAAUGGACACAGAUGAGCUUGUAACACGCACACGCUCGCACGCACACACACACACACACACACACACACACACAGAGGCGCGCACACGCGCACACACUCAACGGUAUGUAUCACCCGAGCUUACAUCCCUCUCUCUCUCUCUUCCAGGCGUCGGGGGUGAGGCCACGCUUUGGGAGUUGGCAAGUGAAGGAUCACGACCGCAUCCUUGGCACCAGUACACCACCAGUGUAACGGAUAGCGUUGCAGACUUCGAAUCAUCGAUCGGGGGUUCAAUACCCGAUAUUUUCACGGGGCGUAUAUAGCCAUCACGUUUGAGGCCCAUCCCACCAGUUUGUUCGUCAGCAUGGACAGGUUACGCUACGAGUCGGAGCGGUUUCGCACUUACUUUGGCUUUCCUAUAGCUGGAAUGGAUGUAAGAAUGUUAACUCGUGCCGGAUUUUGGUUCACCAACAACAAUGACAAGAUACGGUGUGCUUUUUGCAACUUGGAGAUUGGAGCAUUAGGAGUUGGAGAUAAUUUAAUGGAACUUCACAGUGAGUGGUCAAGUGAUUGCCUUUUUAUCCGAGGGGAAUCAGAUAACGUUCCAAUGGAACAAGAGCACGAUAUGGUGUGUUUGUUGCCAUCCAACAAUUGUGGUCCAUGCUUGACUAACUUAGGUGUUAGUGUAAGUGAUAAUGUGAGGAAGAGCGACAACGUUACUAGUACCCACUUGAAUGUUGUGAGAAGGGUAGAACCAAUGCACUCACGAUUUGAGAAUCCAAAGUCAAGAUUGAAAAGCUACAGCACAUGGCCACUGGAACAUUGGUUAGCACCACGGGUUUUGAGUGAAGCAGGAUUUUUUUAUUCGGGUACAUUAGACAAAGCUAUAUGCUUUUCGUGCGGAGGUGGACUGAAAGAUUGGCAGCAACAUGACGACCCGUGGGAGGAACAUGCUUUUUAUUUCUCCAAGUGCCGGUUUCUUAUAGAGAGAAAAGGACGCGAUUUCGUGAAACGUGUUCAAGGAGAAAGACCACGUGCACUCAAAAGUGAAGAAAUUGGUGCAUUGGCCUCACAUCCUCCGAAAUGUACUACUGCUACUCCUGAACAAUUUUUGUGCCACUUGUGUCAGGAGAAUGAAAGAAAAAUUCUAUUCAUGCCUUGUGGACAUUUAGUAGCGUGUAUUGUGUGCGGUAUGAAAGUCAAAUCUUGCCCUAUAUGUCGAGUGGACAUUCUUGCUACAACGCGUGCAAUUUUGGUGUAAUUCUUCACAACUUUCUACAAUAAAAGUAAAUCACAA
This is a messenger RNA of Frankliniella occidentalis (western flower thrips), 1743 nucleotides long. Its product is annotated as death-associated inhibitor of apoptosis 1-like. Lineage: Eukaryota; Metazoa; Arthropoda; Insecta; Thysanoptera; Thripidae. The transcript is spliced from 4 exons. Bases 811 to 1707 code for a protein of 298 amino acids. The record is from RefSeq and is a predicted model, not a curated record.